UUCUCGGCCUUAUGGCUAAGAUCAAAGUGUAGUAUCUGUUCUUAUCAGCUUAACAUCUGAUAGUUCCUCCAUUGGAGGACAACAAAUGUUAAACUGAUUUUUGGAAUCAGACGGAGUGCUAGGAGCUUGCUCCACCUCUGUCGCGGGUUGGCCCGGUAUUGCAGUACCGCCGGGAUUUCGGCCCAACUGAAAAAUAAAUAUAAAACUAAUUUCAAAUUGUGUGGUGUUGUGAUGGACAGAACCAUAUGGACCUUCCGAUGACCUACUGCGUCCAGAUAUGGGGUACGGCCUCCGAUUCGCCAACAUUCAAGUCGCUACAACGGAUCGGCUUCAGAACCACACGACGUCCAGGCGAAGAAGACUAAAGAGGCGACAUCCAGCUGACAAAAUGAUGUCGCGAAAAGUGCUAAACCUUCGCCUGGGAUACCUGGCACGCCGCUGGGCCAGCACAGAUCCGCUGAACAUUCAGAACGAGAAGCUGCAGGCGUAUUUGGAGUCCCUACGCCAGGAAUACUACGCCGUGCGUGUCAACGCCGCGGGAAACAGCAAAUCCUACGCCCGUCUUGCCCAGCUGGAGGGAGUUGUCAGUGCCCUGGAGCAGCGACGCGUCCUGGAGCGUCAGAUCACCAGCGCCAAGGACAUGGAAGCGGAGAAGGACGAGGAUAUGCGUGAGCUGAUGCGUGAGGAGAACGAAGUCUAUGUGGAUCUACUGGGCAAGCAGGAUCAGGCCUUACUGCAGGAACUGCUCACGCUCUCUGAUGAUGAAAUGUAUCCGGCUCUGAUCUUUGGGCUGAAUGCCGGCGCCGGUGGUCAGGAGGCAAUGCUAUUCGCCCAAGAACUGUACGAAAUGUACACCGGCUUUUUUGAGCACAUGGGAUGGGAGUGGGAAGAGUUUGCCAGCGAGAUCACCGACAUCGGUGGUCUGCGGCACGCCAGUCUGAUGGUGAGCGGAGAGGAUGCCUUCCGUUGGUUGCGCCACGAGGCUGGAGUUCACCGGGUGCAGCGGGUGCCGGCCACCGAAAAGUCUGGACGCAUGCACACCAGCACCGCCUCGAUUACCGUGAUUCCCCGGCCCGCCGACAUCCAUGUGCACAUCGCUGAAAAGGAUCUGAAGAUCGAGACGAAGCGAGCGAGUGGAGCUGGUGGACAGCAUGUGAACACUACCGACUCGGCAGUGCGAAUUGUCCAUCUGCCCACGGGUCUGGCGGUGGAGGCGCAAUCGGAACGUUCCCAGCUUAAGAACCGGGAGCUGGCCAUGAAGCGUCUGCGGUCGCGACUUGUGCAACAGCAGUUGGAGAGCGCCGAGGCUAGCAAGAUGGCCACCAAGAAGGCGCAACAGGGGAGUCUCAACCGCAAUGAGAAAAUCCGUACCUACAAUUUCGUCCAGGAUCGCAUCACGGAUCAUCGAAUUCAGGGCGGUACGAUGCACAACCUCGAUGGCUUCCUUAAGGGUGGAGAUCAACUGUGUGGACUGAUAGAGAAGUUGCAACUGGAGCACCGUAAGGAACGACUAAAAGAACUUCUGGAUACGUGGGAGCCUCCAAAGGAAGCCAUUAAGGAGAACUAGAGCUACUUUCGUUUGUUGCUACAUCUAUACGCCUCUGUUUUAGUAGAUAAUUGUGUAAUAAUUCGCAACUAAAAUCAGUUAAAAAGAUAACUUUGUCUAAGAGCAAGGAAAGUCAUCUGAAGACAAAGUAAAACAUCACUUUUUGAUUUA
Messenger RNA from Drosophila erecta, 1717 nucleotides. RefSeq names its product peptide chain release factor 1-like, mitochondrial (gene mRF1). The record is from RefSeq and is a predicted model, not a curated record. The coding region runs from base 278 to 1567 and encodes 429 amino acids. NCBI's taxonomy places the organism in Eukaryota, Metazoa, Arthropoda, Insecta, Diptera, Drosophilidae. Gene Ontology annotation, biological process: translational termination. The transcript has 2 exons. Gene Ontology annotation, molecular function: translation release factor activity.